UAUUUUUCUUCCCUUUUUUUAUGGAGCAUUUCCUUAUAUUCCUUUUUCACCCAAAAUUAAAAAAAAAAAGUUACUGUGGGGGAAUGAAACAAAGUUACUGUGGGGGAAUGAGGCUAUUUGAUUUGACUUUUUUGUAGGAUGUGGUUGUGGGAAUUGAAUGAGAUUUCUUAAUUUUCAUUUUUUGGUUUUGGUUGAAAUUCCCUUUGUCUUUCUCAUAUAUAGAGGAAGGAGAGAGAGAGGGGUAUGAAUGUGGCCUUAUGUUUAUGCUAGUGUGAGGUGUUUUGAGUAAAUUAAAGAUUACUGUCCUCAUUAAUCACCCCACCCUUUCCCUUAAUUUUUCAUACCUCACCACCCACCAAUUUCAUUUCCAUCAUCUCUCUUUCUCUCACCCCAUUUUGAAGACUCUGUUUUCUCUCUCUAAAUUUUCCCUGCUGUCUGGGAAGGUUUGGGUUUCACAUCUCUGCUUUAUGCUUUGUUUCCUCUCAGAAGGGGGAAAACAGAGGUCUUGACUUUAGAUCUAUCGCUGUAUCUGCUGCUCUUUGGGCUGAUUCCCUGAAGAACAGCAUUGCUAUUUAUUCUACCAUUCAUUUGUUAGGUUCAUUUUUUCGAAUAAAUUUGAUUUUAGCCCUAAUGCAAGGGCCAAGUAGCUCUGUGAGUACUUUGCCUGAAAAUAUAAGUUUUGAUCAUGGCUCCGCGUCGGGUGAUUCUACCAUAGAGUCCCAAAUGCCGUGGACUAGUAUGCAGACCACCGUGCAAAACCGGCUACCAGAUUACAGAAUGUCGUCGUCUAGUGAGACCAAUAAUCAGUAUUUGCAACAUGUGAGGCGUGAGGGACCGAGUGUGGAGUGGAGUGUAGGCGAAACCAGUUCCAGUUCGUCGCAGCGCCUAGGCGAUCAAAAUGAGAGGAAAAUGGAGCAUACUUGGACCUUUGGCCCGAGAACUAACCUUGCCUUAGAAGAGAGGCAAUAUGAACAAUCUGAUAUUCUUUCAUUGGAUAACAUCGAUGUGAACUCACAUGGCAGUCAGAGCGCACACGGUGCUUUUGGUUUGCGCACAUCUAGUUCCAAUGCCCUUCCUCAGGAUCUUAAUAUGAUCUCGGGGUUUGUUGAUUCUGAGGAUGAUGACUGUCAGGUAGUCGAACGUCCCAGCUCCUACAUAUCUAUUGGACCAUCUAACGAGCAGAUGCAAGCUCCCGGCACUUCCUCUGAUUCGUUCAGCAUGCCUCCUGGACGUGGUGGCUAUGUGAUGGAUGAGAGGGAGGACAGGCCGGGUUGUUCCAUGGAUGGGCGACGCAUGUCAUGCAAGCGGAAAGCCCUUGAAGUGCACACAGGACAGUCUUCGGGAGUAGGCAGCUCGAGUUGUUUUCAACACGAUGAAAGAAGCCAAUGGCAUACCAUGCCAGCUGCUCAUGUCGCUGUAAGCAACACUAGUAUGCCCAUGUCGACAGACAAUGAUGCCGUCGUUCAUAAUGGUUCGGAGCCUGCAAACCCGAGGCUUAGGCUUGGUGUUGGAGCAGCUGGUUCUGCACCUCCUUUCUCUUUGACUUCUUCAGGGAAUGCGGAAAGUUCCCGGAGAAAUUUCCGUUUGCGAGUUAAUGGCUUAUACCAACAAGAAUCUUUACCUAACAACCCGUUUUCAACCGAGACUGAUGUUGGAAAUGUAGACGUUUCAUCUUCUCGAUACUCUUCUAGAUUACUCCGUAAUCAUUUAUUUGAUAUGAGCCCGGCUCCCACUGUGGAAAAUGCAACCCUUAACAGCCAGCCAGCCCUGCACGUUCCUCCUGUUCGCCGUCAUCAUCAAUCUAGGUGGAGUGGAGCAUCGAGCUCAAGAAGUAGCAGGUCGUCUGCUGCUGCUGCUGCUGCUGCUGCUGUUUCCGAAGACAGGAUGCCUUUUGGAGAACCUUCGUCAAGACAUAUUCCCAGAAGCAUUUCCGAGCAUCCUAUGUUUGUUCCAGCCAGUGAGAUGGGAAAUUCGUCUCAGAAUCCUACAAACUGGAACUUUCCGGGUGGAAACAAUAGUAUGGCUGGAAAUGCUGCGUCUAGCUCUCGGGCGGGGACCAGCACCGGGCUCAAUGCUUCUGCACCUAGUUGGUCCCAUCGGAACCAUCUUCAGUAUCCUCGGAGAUUAUCAGAGAUUGUACGGAGAUCUCUGUUGCCAAGUGCAGGUGCCGAGGCUGGGGGUCAAAGCGGUAAUCAUGCUGCAAGAUCAGGUUCCUCCGCACUACCACAGGAGAUGGUACUUCCGUCAGGUUCUGAUAGUCAUGGUCAUCGUGCGCUGAACUCGAGAUCAGCAUAUUUGGACAGGCAUCUUGAUGGUGCUUUUGGAGUACCGUAUUCGCUGAGGACUUUGGCCGCUGCGGGUGAAGGAAGAGGCAGUAUAAUGUCCGAGAUUCGCCAAGUAUUGGACCUCAUGCGGAGAGGGGAGGGCCUGAGGUUUGAGGAUGUGAUGAUCCUCGAUCACUCUGUCCUUUUUGGGAUGGCUGACAUCCAUGACCGACACCGGGAUAUGCGACUAGAUGUUGAUAACAUGUCGUAUGAGGAACUUUUGGCCCUUGAGGAGCGCAUCGGAAAUGUGUGCACGGGGCUGACUGAAGAAGCUGUUACGAGCCGUUUGAAGCGACGGAAAUACGUAGCCAGCAAAGCUGACAAUCCAGCUGAGACGGAGCCUUGCAGUAUAUGUCGGGAGGAGUACAACAACGGUGAAGAUCUCGGAGCGUUGGAAUGUGGGCACGAUUUCCAUGCGGACUGCAUCAAGCAAUGGCUCAUGCACAAGAACUUAUGCCCUAUUUGUAAAACAACGGGGCUGACCACCUGAGAGACGGCACCAGCAGCUCUUGGCGCAUAGUUCAUUCAUUCUAGCAGGUAUCAUAUUGGCAAUGUGAGUCCUCAAAGGCAUCGUUGCUCUCGACGUGAUAAGAAAGCUCGUCGUUUUCCCUUUGCUUUCCGCUUCGUAUUUUCGCCUCCUGCCUCCCUAAAUUAUCUUGCUCAUCUCUGGAAGAUACAGUGAUUCUUGAAAAGGAAAUUAGAGAACCUUGUUCAACUUUUAUAUUAUUUUAGUCAGCAAUUGCACAAGAUUAUUGAAUAUUCAACUCUUUUCACAUUCUACUGUUUUCUACAUUUGACAAUAGAUUUAUGAUAUUUUAUUGGUUUUUAUU
Messenger RNA from Salvia miltiorrhiza (redroot sage), 3154 nucleotides. Its product is annotated as probable E3 ubiquitin-protein ligase RHG1A. Gene Ontology annotation, molecular function: ubiquitin protein ligase activity. The coding region runs from base 631 to 2814 and encodes 727 amino acids. The transcript has 7 exons. The record is from RefSeq and is a predicted model, not a curated record. NCBI's taxonomy places the organism in Eukaryota, Viridiplantae, Streptophyta, Magnoliopsida, Lamiales, Lamiaceae.